AUGCUGUUGGCAGACCUAGAGGAGAAGCUAAAGAAAAAAGCAAAAGGGGAGAAGAUAUUGGGUAAGACCAAAGUAUACUCUCUAGCUUAUGCGGACGACGUAGCUCUGUUAGCAGACGACGAAAAGGGGAUAAUCCUGAUGAUGAGAAUUUUUGAAGAGUAUGUGGGAGCAAAGGAUCUGACGGUGAAAGUACAGAAGACCAGGAUGAUGUAUUUCAGAAGUAGAAACACCAUAAUAUAUUACGUUCGGAAUAUUAACAGGCAAACAGGGCAAAGGGUGGAGGAGUUCUGUUACUUAGGUUUUUGGUUUGAGGCAGAAAGGAAAAACGAACUGCAGGUUAGGAAAAGAAUUGAAUGGGCGAGUAAAAUAAUGGGCCAAGUGUUGGGCAUAGGAAAGAUUAAGUUCAAGAACGAUUGGAGAACGAGGGUCUUGUUGUUUGACUUUUUGGUUUAG
This is a messenger RNA of Belonocnema kinseyi, 453 nucleotides long. RefSeq lists its product as uncharacterized. Lineage: Eukaryota; Metazoa; Arthropoda; Insecta; Hymenoptera; Cynipidae. The record is from RefSeq and is a predicted model, not a curated record. The coding region runs from base 1 to 453 and encodes 150 amino acids. The transcript has a single exon.